UCUCAUGAAAACAAAAAUGGUGGCCAACAAUAUUCCCUAUCCCUGCUCUUUAGCACGCCAAAUGUCUGCGAUCUCUUGCUUUCUGUAUAUUAUGAUUUUUUCAUUGUGCAGUAUAUUCAUUUUCAAUGUGAAAAAGAAGAUUUCUGAUAAUUCUGCCGCGCCCAUAUUAUCAACAUUAUAAAUUGGGCAGCGUCUAACCAAAACAGAAGAAGAAGGUGAUUCAAAACUCCAAUAUUUUCCAAAAUAUAAAAUUUCGAUUAUGACUGAUCGAAAUCGAAUAAUGGGGAUGGAUCCUGAGAUGGCAGCUCCAUUGCAUUUGCAACGAUUAGAGCGAAGUGUUAAUGUUCAGCCUUUUUUAUCACAAAUAAAUGAUCUUUUUCGAGAUCGUGUCAGCAAUGAAGACAACGAAUCGUCAGAAUCUUCUGAUGAAUCUGGAACAUAUCUUGAAGAUAUCUUGACACAGAAAGAGGAGGAAAGAAUUAAUAAACUUCGUUUGUAUAAUAUGAGUAAUGUAGGAGACGAACGAAGAUGGUUACAGGAUGUUCUUCUGAGUGAAACAUCCGAUAGUUCAUCAGAGGAAUCAGAUACAGAUGGACCAAUAACGGAAGAUGAUUUUCAAGAUAUGUUAAAAUUUCACAUUCUUAGGAAAAAGUAUCAAGCUCGUUUCUAUCAAAAGCAAGAGAAUAUUCAGUAUCAGUAUUAUGGUGCUGGAUUAUUAUCAAGUUACGAUAGAUUUCCGGAACAUCAAAAACUCAUAGUUGGAAAUAAAAAGAAAAAGGAGAGAAGACCUGAUACUAAAGUUGUUAAGAUUAAAAAGGAAAAGGGAGGAAGGCAAAAAGUUCCCGAUGAUAAGUACAAUUAUCCCGAGGAUGAUUGGGAACGAAGUGGAAUAAAAGAUGAAGAAUUGGAUGAGACUGAUUUGGAAGCUGCUAUGAAAUUUCAGUCACGUGGUCGCGGUAGAAAAAAGCAUAAUAAUAAAAGUCCCGAAGUAAUGGCAAUGAGAAGAAAAAAGAUUUGGAUAAUGAUGUCAAAAAAGGAACUUGGCAAAGUACAAAGAGCAAAAAUUAAUAAUCAUAAGGAGAUGUUAAUUAGUUGUAAAAAAGUAGCUCAACAUUGUAUGAAAUAUUGGAGACAAAAGGCAAUGCAGUCACAGAAAAACAUGAAGGAAACAAUUUGGCGGGCAAAGAGAUUAACAAGAGAGAUGCAAUCUUAUUGGAAACGAUAUGAUCGUGUUGAACGUGAAACAAGAAGAAGAUUAGAAAAAGAAGCUGAGGAGCAACGAAAAAUGGAUGUGGAAAUGAUUGAGGCAAAACGACAACAAAGAAAAUUAAAUUUUCUUAUCACACAAACUGAACUUUAUGCUCAUUUUAUGUCACGAAAAGUGGGUAAAGUUUACACUGAGGAGCAAAUGAGAAUUUUAAAUCAACUCGAUGAAGAAAAGAAUCCCAGAUUAAUUGGAAUCGAUGAUUAUAAUAGCGAAAGUAUGAAACAAAAAGCUAAGAGAAAUGCAACGGAAGCAUUUGAUAGUGAAAGAGCGAGAACAAGACAAUUUGACACAUCAAUAGGUAAUCAAGAAUUACGAUUAAGUGAUACACCUGAAACGCAGGAACAUCCUCAACCUGCGAUUUUCAAAGGGAAUCUUAAGGGUUAUCAAUUAAAAGGCAUGAAUUGGUUAGCAAAUCUUUAUGAUCAGGGUAUCAGUGGAAUUUUAGCUGAUGAAAUGGGUUUAGGAAAAACAGUGCAAUCAAUAGCAUUCUUGUGUCAUGUAGCUGAAAAAUAUUCUGUUUGGGGACCGUUUUUAAUUAUUUCACCAGCGUCAACGCUGCACAAUUGGCAACAAGAAAUGGCAAGAUUUGUCCCUGGAUUUAAAGUUGUUCCCUAUUGGGGAAAUCCACAGGAGAGAAAAAUUCUUCGUCAAUUCUGGGAUACCAAAGAUUUACAUACAAAAGAAGCUUCUUUUCAUGUCGUGAUAACAAGUUAUCAACUUGUAAUUACUGAUUACAAAUAUUUCAACAGAAUCAAAUGGCAGUACAUGAUUCUUGAUGAGGCUCAAGCCAUUAAAAGUACAAGCAGUAUGAGAUGGAAACUGUUGCUGGGCUUCAGUUGUAGGAAUCGACUUCUUCUGAGUGGAACACCUAUUCAAAAUAGUAUGGCAGAACUUUGGGCUUUGCUUCAUUUUAUUAUGCCAACAUUAUUCGAUUCCCAUGAUGAAUUCAAUGAAUGGUUUUCCAAAGAUAUUGAAAGUCACGCUGAAAAUAAAACAGGAAUCGAUGAAAAGCAUUUAUCGCGAUUGCACAUGAUCUUGAAACCCUUCAUGCUGAGAAGAAUAAAGAAAGACGUGGAGAAUGAACUUUCUGACAAGAUUGAAGUCAUGGUCUAUUGUCCUUUAACAACACGACAAAAACUUCUUUACUCCGCUCUAAAGAAAAAAAUAAGAAUAGAGGAUCUACUUCAUUACACGGUUGGUGGAGGAGAUUCGAUGCCAACUGAUAAAAAUUUCACAUCCAAUUUGAUGAAUUUAGUUAUGCAAUUUCGAAAGGUUUGCAAUCAUCCGGAACUUUUUGAAAGACGUGAUGCACGAUCACCAUUGUUUAUGAAAACAGAAUCAUAUGAAAUGCCAGUUCUUUUGUAUAUAAACGGAAUUUUGAAGGAGUCGUUGCCAUCUAAAAAUCAUUUGUUGUACAAUAAAUUUUUUAUUUUCGCAACAGAAUACAUUCAUAGAUCUCUAUUUUGCGAGGAGAAUGAAAAUUCGUGUUUUUCAUUCUCUCGAUUGAUUGAUAUCUCACCAAUGGAUUUGAAUAAAAUGUUCAUUAUCGGCAUUUUCUUCAGGCUCUGUAGAGCAGCACUUUUGGAGAAAAAAAUGAGAUUAAAAAGACAUUGGGAGGAUUGGAGGAUCGACGAAAGCGAUUCGGAACCUUUAAAUAUAAUUGGCAUUUUAAAGCGAAAAAUUGAAACAACAACACCAGUGACGAAAGAUUUAAUUUUUACAAGAAAAAUUAUUGCCGGUGAAGCUUUCUACACUAAUACCACACAUUCAAUUCACUCAAUGCCCGAAACUGUUUCUCAUCGAAUUUUAAGGAGCAGUAAAGCAUCCAAGGAUCCAUUAAAGUUGCAGAGGGCAAUUGUCGCCGUGAAAACGGAACUAGGAGAAGAAUCAAAAUUGACUUUAUUGCCGGAACAUCCUCAUACUCCUCGUGUUCCUAUUUUGCGAUAUUGUCAACAAACUUAUCUACCAUCUUUCCUUUGUGACACUAAUCCAAAAGUUCAUGCUAGUCCGAGAAAACUUUAUGUGAGUAAUAGUAAUGCGUCUUGUGCGUGGAGAAGACAUGAGGAAUGUGGUGGACUUCUUGGACAACGAAUAUUAUGGAUGGGAUGUGAAAAAGCCUUCAAUUUAUCACCUUAUGAAGAAAAACUUGCACCAAGAAUGAUAUCUACGUCAUCGACGUUUUCUUAUCAACAAAUUGGUGGUCUUGCCGUUUGUACACCUGUCAAUGGAUGGUCUAAUAUCAUUGUUCCAGAUAAGCAAACAUUGGUAACUGAUGCUGGCAAACUUUCUGUACUUGACAGCCUUUUAAAAAGACUUAAAGAACAAGGUCAUCGAGUUCUUAUUUAUUCUCAAAUGACAAAAAUGAUUGACUUAUUAGAGGAAUACAUGUAUCACAGAAAACACACAUUUAUGAGAUUAGACGGUUCUUCGAAAAUAUCUGAUCGUCGGGAUAUGGUGGCAGAUUUUCAAAAAAGAGCGGACAUAUUUGUCUUUCUACUAAGUACGAGAGCUGGAGGCCUGGGAAUUAACCUGACGGCCGCAGACACGGUGAUUUUCUACGACAGCGAUUGGAAUCCAACAGUAGAUCAGCAAGCAAUGGAUCGAGCUCAUAGAUUGGGUCAAACCAAACAGGUCACUGUUUAUCGAUUAAUUUGCAAAGGCACCAUAGAAGAAAGAAUUCUUCAAAGGGCUCGAGAAAAGAGUGAGAUUCAACGAAUGGUAAUUAGUGGAGGUAAUUUUAAGCCAGACACCUUGAAGCCGAAAGAAGUUGUUUCACUUCUACUCGACGAUGAAGAAAUUGAAGCUAAAUACAGUCAACGAAGCGAGGAGAGAAAGCAGAACACGGAGGAGACUCGCCUUGAGUUAAGUCUACACCACAAGGAGAGGGACCGGAAGAGGAAGCAAACCGCGCUUCCGGUCAAGAAUGAAGCGAAAAAGCCGUGUUUAGAAGAAAAUGAUAUUUUUAACACAAAUGAAUUAACGCAACCUGUUCAGAAAUUGGGAUCGAAUCCAAAUAAAAUACAACGUUGUCCACAACAAAAUAAUCAUCAAAAUCUUCAAAUCUCUGAUUUUACGAAUGACAUUGGAAAUCCUGGGAGUCCUGAAAAAUCUGAGGAUGAAACGAGUAAUGAAGGCCUGGUGGUCGACGUGGAUGGUCCAGUGUCGGCGGCUGACUUUAGAAAUUCUCAUUUACCAUCUUCGCAAUUUGGCGAAGUACCAAAAGUCGCUCGACUGGGUCAUCAUUUCACCUUUAGCUCAGGCUCUGGAAUAAGGAUGCGACCAAAUGUUCGUGGCACAAGUAAACGUGGGAGACCACGAGGAUCCCGUAGAGGUGGCCCCAUAGGAGGCAAAGGCAGAGGGAUGCUAUUGCUCCAUCCACCAUCUAUUAAGAAUUCCGUUUCCACUGGUCACCUGUCGCCUUCAUCCUCUCCCUCGCACUCUUCUACAAUCGCCAACGAUUUGAACCCGCAGUAUGUUGGUGGUGGACGAAAUUCAAGUUCAACGGAAGGUGAGGGUUCAAGUGGACUUGCUCAUUUAGGACCAUUGGGCUCACAAUUAGGACCAACGCCGAGUCGAAAUAGUGGAACAAUAAGACGUGGACCUGGUCGACCACGUUUACGACCCAAUGGUCCUGGACAUCAAGGACAUCGUGGUCCAAGUCAUUCGCAUACGAAAAAAAUUCAAAAACCACUACCAGUUCCAAUACGAUCUCAUAAUCAUCAUCAAAAUCAGAAUCAUCAUCAUCAUCUUGCCAAUAUUCAACCAAAACCGUCCAUUUCUUCAUCAUCAUCGUCACCAAUAACAACGGCAGUGGCUGCCACCGCUGCAUCGUCGUCCUCUUCAUCGUCGUCGUCUUCGCAAAAUUCCACAAUGAUUGGUGAAUCUCGUCCCUUUGGCUUUUACACUCAACAAACGCCACCUCGAGGAUCGUAGGGCUUGUUGUUCUAAAAAUAAUUUCCCACGAUUGGAAUCACCUCUAGUGUGAACUUUUGUGUCAAGGAGGAUUUUUUUUUUUUUUUUUUUUUUUUGUAUUUCACUGGAAACAAAAGCUAGACGGAAAACCGUGUUUUAUAUAUAGUAUAUUAUAAAUAAGUCGAACGCUCUCGCGGAUAUUUAAGCAAUUUAUUUAGAGAAAGAAUAAAUUUUCAAAAAAAGCUUUUUUCAAAAAAAAAAGAAAAUUCUUUUUUUGAAAAUACUUUUAGCUUUAAUAGAUAAAAAGCAAAUUGAAGAAUUUUCAAAUUUAUUAUUUGAAUAUUUUUUUAUUAUAGAAAAAUAUUUUUUUUUUUUUUUUUUUUUUUUUUAGUAAUAGAAUCGAGUGCGUGACGUUUGAUAAUGACACGAAAUGAGAGGAAUCAAGAAAAAGAGGGAUCCUUGUACUAUAGUACCUUCAAAUGUAAUUUGAUCUGUUAGUGAAAAAAAAAUUGUCUUUUUUUUUCUUCGCCAUGCGACAAAAAUCAUUUUUCUGAAUGAGAUAAUCGAUUAUAUAUAUAUAUAUGGAGCGAGUUGAGAACUGGUUCGCACGAGAACUUGUACGUUGAGAAAUAUUAUUUUCUCUCAAUAUUUUUUUCGAUUACUAAAAAUAGAGUUAUUUCGAGAGAAGAAAAAAGAAGAAAAAGCGAUUAGAUUGUUCUAAUUUUUUUUUUUUUUUUUAACUUUGCACGUUGUACAAGAUAAUUACGCUAAUUCAAUUUAACAAGAGAGGAUAUUUAUUGGUGAUAAACCUUAUAAUAGAUAAUCUAGACCCCUCGCGCACAUAGAUACAAAUUUUUAAUUUACGUUAGUAUUUUGAAAUUAAUCUCUAAUGCAAUACUUGUUCUCGAAUAAUAAUAAUAAUAAUAAUAAUAAUUAUAAUAAUCAUCAUAAUUAUAAUUAAGUGUCCGAUUUGUAUAGGAAUAUCAAUUUUAUUUAAAUUCAACUUCUCCGAUGAAGCUUUAUUUAAUUUACACAUUUCAAUUGUAUAAUUUAUUUCUUAUAAAUAUUUUCUGUAAAUAAAUCGCUGUGAAGUCAAAACAAA
This is a messenger RNA of Leptopilina boulardi, 6281 nucleotides long. RefSeq names its product chromatin-remodeling ATPase INO80 (gene Ino80). Gene Ontology annotation, biological process: DNA repair. Gene Ontology annotation, cellular component: Ino80 complex. The record is from RefSeq and is a predicted model, not a curated record. NCBI's taxonomy places the organism in Eukaryota, Metazoa, Arthropoda, Insecta, Hymenoptera, Figitidae. The coding region runs from base 260 to 5200 and encodes 1646 amino acids. The transcript has 26 exons. Gene Ontology annotation, molecular function: histone binding; ATP-dependent chromatin remodeler activity; ATP binding.